Molecule: messenger RNA, 4613 nt
Organism: Acanthaster planci (crown-of-thorns starfish)
Lineage: Eukaryota; Metazoa; Echinodermata; Asteroidea; Valvatida; Acanthasteridae
Product: TLC domain-containing protein 2-like
Biological process (GO): plasma membrane organization; membrane assembly; regulation of membrane lipid distribution
Cellular component (GO): plasma membrane
Molecular function (GO): monoatomic cation transmembrane transporter activity
Source: RefSeq, a predicted model, not a curated record
UCCCGCGCUCUCCCAUCACCGUAGAAUGAAUCCACGUAUUAGCAUAAAUAUGAUACACAGACUUACUAAUAACUUUCCGGAGAGCUAUCUUUAUGUUAUAGUUCAAGAUGGCUUUCCGGAAAUUUAUCAGCUUACCAGGAGAAUCCGUAUUUAAGGUCAAGAACAUAAUAUUGUAAAUCGAACCACAAAAUUAUUGAUAUUCAUAAAUAUAUACGGGCACUAUAACUAAUCUGAAUAUCAACUGAAAGUCAUUUGGAAUUAUUAGAAGCUUGCUCGUAGACCAGCCAUGGGUUGCAUGGGUUGAACAUUUUAUUACACUCAGCCGGCUCUGGAAUUGAGAGAAUGUCAAAUAAACUGAGCUUGUUAAUUUGAGAGGUUCCGAUUUCUCCAUUUUACAAUUCUUGUCUCACGGUUGCGAAACGACAAUAACUUACCGUCAUAGCCCCAAAUGUCGCGUCCUUUAAUUCACAACUGAUUAUUUUUUAUAAAACUUCACAAAACUCGCUCUGUACGUGACUUAUGAAUCUUACCGCUGGCCAAAAUGGCUGAACGGGGAGACACCUGUAUUCUUCACUUUCGAUCGUUGCUUUUGAAACUGCCAACUGCUUUCGACAGAACCCGAAUGCUUUCUGGUUUGUAUUUGGGAAUAAGUUUCCAUAAAAUGGUCUAGACAAGUGCAACGCCAUGAACGUGUUUAAGCACCUCUCCAUAAUUGUGUACGUUUUGGGGGUGCGUUGCGUACACGAUGCGUUCCGUCAGUGCGUUUCACUUUCACGGACACAGACAGUGACCAUUAACAUAACAUGAAAUUAUGUGUGCGUUGCCUUCGGCCAUCAAAAUCGCCCUGGGAACGAUUAGACGGAUGAUACAUGUGCGUGUAUAUAUUUUAUACGCAACGCUUGGCGUAAGUGUUGACUGGCAUAUGGAAGGGCGCCUUUAAUGUGAAAUAAUUUGUCGAGAAAGUUUUGCAUUUAAUCCAAAACGAUAAGACUGCAAUCUAAAUUUGUUUGGAUCGAAUAGCCAACAUGUAAUUGAUGAUACUGAUAAAAGCAAAUCAAAGUUCCAGGUUUGUAGGUGAAUGUGCAUUCCGGCACCAAUGCCCUUUGUAGUUGACGACUGGUACAAGUUUAGUAUUCUCUACAGUCCAUAUUAGGCUACCUAACCCCCGGCGCGGCCGCGCCUCGCGACCAGCAUAAAUCACUUGACGCUGAUGCCCACGGCUAUUGACAUUAUUUUAUCGUAGGUUUGAUGUCGAUCAUUUGAUCCCUGAGUGACCGUGUCCGACUGACUUGGCUACUGCUGAUUAUAAUACGUGGACUUCUCUAGAAGCCACCGGUUAGCGACUAGCUGUUUGGCGCAGACCAAGUUGUUUGCUGGCCGUAGACAUUUAUACCUCAAUGCUCAAAUGUGUGGCUGAGCAAGUCAACCUCUGAGAGUAACCAAAGAAGACGUGAGUCAACACAAGCGGGCACGUAGUCUCACUUACAAGACGUUACUAAUUACUUGGUUCACGCAGGGAGACAUAAAAAAUACAAUCCGUUUGGGUGAAUGGACGUCAAGUGCGCACCAUCGGUAGCAACCUUGGUGGCCAUUUUGUAGCGACCUCGUCAAGCGCAGGCAAUGCCUUUUAUGCAGUGUGCCUGGCCUUAUGUUUCGCACAGUGAACUCAAAAAAGCAAGUUCGUAUUGUCUUAUCCCUGGACUACCGACGUCUUGUAACCAAGACUAGUGGAGCACGCGGUGCCUGAUGUACGUGCAUAAUUGCCUACAGUACUUGGUACUGCAAGUUGAAUUGUUACAGAUUUUAGGAAUCUCCCGUCGCAGUGUGUCGUGACCAUCCUGGAAACUUCUAUUCUUCAGAUCAUUGACAGUGUGAUAUUUGAAACAGGGGCGGCCACAGUUCUGACUCAGGCCAUGGAGGAAGGACGCAAACAGACCCUGUUUCCGCAGUGCUGCUAGUCGAUCCCGUCAACUUGUUCAGUUUCGGGGAGACGGCGUCUUCCCCGUUCAUCACGUGCACGUACGUAUUACAUGUGGUGGGUCCGCACGUACUCGACUCCAGGAGCAGGACAUGACACUCCUGUUGCUCUCCAUUGUCGCCGGCUCAGCCCUGGCGUUCCAGUCCUUCAACCGGCUGCUCGACCGGCUGCCCAUGCGGUACGGGCCAUGCGGGAAAUACUCGGCAACGGACAAGCACAAAUGGAGAAACGCGGCCACGUCGCUGUUGAAUUCGUUCGUUUUGUCUGUCCUCGUCUCCAGCUGUUUUUACUGGUACCCGGAGCUUUGGAGUAACAUGGUGUAUUACUGCACGCGUCUCAACGAAAUUACGUUCGCUGUCCUCGUGGGUUACUACAUGUAUGACUUACACGACCUGGUUUCCUACAACAAAUUCUCUGCAAUAUGGCCGUUAUUAGGACACCAUCUCACGGGCUCGUUUCUGCUGACGUUAGUACAGCGAUAUCAGCAAGGCAUGGGCGUGGUGCUCUUCGCGCUUUUCUGCGAGGUCAAUGCGGUGUUCUUACACCUCCGCCAGCUUCUCCUGAUGCAUGGAGUCGCCAGGCAGUCGCUCCUCUUCCGCGUCGUCAAGAUCGUCAACCUGGCCACCUUUGUCGUCUUCCGUCUGAUCCCGAUGGUGUACUCGGGCUACUGUUCCGUGGCCUACGACAUGGCCACCAUCUUGGCCAUCGCCACACCGAUGUGCAACGUGGCGAUUGUCACCGUCAAUGUCGUGCUGUUUCGACGAGUGGUCUACAACGACUUCAUCAGAAGGGACAAUAAUAACAAGAGUGACGAGGCCUUUAUCAUGGAUAGAUAGCUAAGCAUGGGAAAAAUGAUACAAGUCAAAGUGUCAUGGCUGUGCUUGCAUGGGCAAGCCAUGUGCCAUAUACUCUAUCUAAUGCACGUUUUGCACUAUUCGCUCCUCCCCGUCAUCCUGCAACAGAGCUCUGUGAUAGGCCGUGUCGGAGUCGCUUGUCUGAGGCUUGAAAAUGUACACCGCUCUACGGGAGUUACGGCCACUACGCGCGUGCAAGCCGGCCUCUGUGCUGAUGACGCCACACUUCGUUUACGUGCUUGUGUACUUUCCUAUGGAGCACAGUGGACCAGGUACCCCACUUGCUCCAUAGAAAAGUGCGCACGUAAAUAAAGAUUUACGUCAUCUGUACAUAGGCCUAUUCGGACACAGCUAAGGACUGAUUUUUUCAGGAUGGGUGAUGUCAUUUCUUUGUGCCCGCAUUGUACAGAACUGUGUUUGAACAAAACCACGAGUCGACACUUCCGUGUACUGAAGAAAAUAAUUUAAUGUGUAGGCCUACGUGCUGCUAAGAAUACAAGAUGCUUUGCAAUGCCCGUACUUCUCUACAGAAUUUGAUGAAAGCAAUCAUCCCAUUCCAUCACAGCAGCCCGUUAGGCUGUGGGGACCAGCGAAACUACAUGUAGCAUUAUUGAAGGCGCUCAAGUAAACUGCAGGAUUUUACCUCAUAAAAUUUGCAAUGCGCUUUUGGAGCGUGGAAGGCUUUGUAACGGGAGAACGGGAGGCAUAAAGAGGCAUGGUAUUAACUUUUCAAACAGUGUCUAUUUUCUAAAUGUCGCAUAUCUUAUUUCCACGUAAAUAGGCGGGGAAACGCCCCCGCUCAUUUUGCCUUCCGUCGACCCGCCAAGGUUUCUCGACUAAGCCGAAGAUUAACCGAUGUUAAGGCAUGACGUUAAUCUUCGUGAAAAAAAGAAACUGCCCAAAGGUAAAUCUCCUUGUACUCUGCCUAUACCAUUGAGUAUUACUUUUCUAUAAUGUUUUGCCAUUUUUUACUUUGCAAAUUGUAAAUAUGGCUACCAUUAUCAAUAUUCGUCAGUACUUUUUCGAAAGACCAGAUUUUUUAACAGACUGAACAAUGGAGGGCUUUCCAAAGAUUUCCCGAUUUUCCUAUGAGAAAAAAAACCGAAAAGCAUGACGGAAAUCGCACGUUAAACUCGUUGAAAUGUCCUUUCACAAGGUGUGUCUGUAUUCCUGUAAACAUACAUUGUGUUGAAUAGAGUGGAAUUCUCAGUCGAUCAAAUGGAAAGAUGCACGUGUUUCCAUCUGUUGAUAUUUGGUGCUAUGUAGUAGAAAUAAAGCUUUAUAAUAACCAGUAAUUAAGUUUUGUAUUCCGACGAUGCGAGAUCGUCAUAAUUAUUUUGUACAAUUCGAGAGAUCAAAACUGAUGUUGAAUAGCUGUUCCAAAAUGCCAGUAACACAUUGACAAGGUCUCUGUAUUAUGUGUGUACAUGAGUCUUCCAUGGAAGACCUUCUGCAGCGGAUGUUUAAUUCUGAGUGGAUUCCGCGCUUGUUGCUACCACAAGGAACAUCCUGCAGGUAAAGAGUUGCCGGGCAACGUCUUCUGUGCAGACUUUAAAGCCGUGUUCUUUUAUCGACAGAUUGAUCAAAUCACGAGAUCGUGAAAACAUAAGGUUCUCGACAGUCGAUGCAAUGUGGAAAAAGUGAACAUAGUGACGCCAUAAACAGUUUUGGUUGUACAUGUAUUGUGCAGAUAUAUAGGGCGACCCUCGUACCGUUUGCAAUACAGGCGUUUCACAAUAGUGCGCCCACGAGAGUUUGCAACGCGUUGACCAAUCAAGGUG